This is a messenger RNA of Stegodyphus dumicola, 1375 nucleotides long. RefSeq names its product trichohyalin-like. The record is from RefSeq and is a predicted model, not a curated record. NCBI's taxonomy places the organism in Eukaryota, Metazoa, Arthropoda, Arachnida, Araneae, Eresidae.
AAAGUAAGGCACUGAAACUUUGCAAAUUAUUACGCUCUACGUGAGAUUCAUGGAGGUCGCUUAUUGCAUACAAAUCACGCCAAAUGCUUUAACUUUUCUGCUUGGCUUUAGGUCAGAAGAACAAAAGCAACAAAUUCGCCUUUUGUAGAAAAACAUUCUGUCAGGCAAUAAAUCUACGGGGAGAUUUUUCCCUAUGAAACUGAGCCAAAAGUGUUAUAUAGUAUCUAAAUAUGGAAGUGUUGUGCAUGUUAAACGUGAUAGUCGUUGCAUUACUUUCACUUUUUUACUACUGAAAUAAAGAUAUACUGAUUAUUUUGUAGAUUGGAAAACCCUCCUUGUGAUCAUGAAAAGGAGCAAAAACUGGAAAACGAGAAAGAACUGGAAAAGAAGCGAGAACCCGAAAAGAUGCAAAAACUGGAAAAGAAUCAAGAACUGGAUAAAAAGGAAGAACAUGAAAAGAAGGAGAAACUGGAAAAGAAGCAAGAACUGAAAAACAAGAAAAAACUGGAAUUGACACAAAAACUAGAAAAGAAGCAAGAACUGAAAAAGAAGCAAAAGCUGGAAAAGAUACAAAAACUAGAAAAGAAGCAAGAGCAGGAAAAGAUACAAGAAUUAGAAAAGAAGCAAGAACUGAAAAAGAAGCAAGAGCUGAAAAAGAAGCAAAAACUGGAAAAGAAGCAAGAACUGAAAAUGAAACAAGAGCAGAAAAAGAAGCAAAAAUUGGAAAAGAAGGAAGAACUGAAAAACAAACAAAAACUGGAAAAGCAACAGAAACUAGAAAAGAAGCAAGAACUGAAAGAGAAACAAACACUAGAAUGGAUUCAAAAACUAGAAAAGAAAGAAGAACUGAAAAAGAAGAAAAAACGGGAAGAGAUACUAAAACUAGAAAAGAAAGAAGAACUGAAAAUGGAGAAACAACUGAAAGAGAUACAAAAACUAGUAAACAAAGAAGAACUGAAAAGUCAAAAGAAACUGGAAAAAAUGCAAAAACUAAAAAACAAAGAAGAACUGAAAAAGAAGAAGAAACUGGAAAAAAUGCAAAAAACAACAAACAAAGAAGAACUGAAAAAGAAUAAGAAACUGGAAAAAAUGCAAAAACUGGAAAAGAAGCAAGAGCCGGAAAAGAUGCCAGAACUGGAAAAUAUAGACGAGUCAGAAAAGACGCAAUACCUGGAAAAAAAGCAAAAAACGGAAAAGAAUCCUCAUCUGAAAAACAAGCUGGAACCGGAAAAGAACUGUCAAACCCGAAAAGGAAACCGGAUGAACUGCGAAAAGAGCCAGAACUCGAUAACAACUGUAGAACGAUUGAUUUAAUGAUCAAACGAAGCAAGACCCGGAAAAGAAAAAUAGAACAAAUAAAUCAUACACCUGCUUC